AUGAAGAUAUAUUAUAUUGGAAUCUUAAGAAUAACUGGGGAAAAGGCGCUAGAAUUGACUUCUGCGAGAGACCUAAGCCAGUUUUCCUUUUUUGAAAGAACUGGGGUUUCACAGUUCAUGACAUUUUUCUCAGAAACUGUGUCACAGAGAACUCAAGCAGGUCAAAGACAGAGUAUUGAAGAGGGCAACUACGUGGGCCAUACUUAUGCUAGACUGGAGGGGUUAGCAUGUGUCAUUAUCACUGACAAGGAGUAUCCAGUGAGGCCAGCAUACACGUUAAUUAAUAAAAUUCUAGAGGAGUAUUUAGCUUUGCAUCCUCAGCUGGAAUGGGAGAGUAUUACUGCCACAACCCCUGCCUUGCACUAUGAUACACUCGAGCAAUAUUUGAAGAAGUACCAGGAUCCAAGUCAAGCAGAUUCGAUCAUGAAGGUCCAACAGGAAUUGGACGAGACAAAGAUUGUGUUACAUAAGACUAUUGAGAGUGUUUUACAAAGGGGAGAGAAACUAGACUCGUUGGUUGACAAAUCUGAAGCUUUAUCGAGUUCCUCUAGAAUGUUUUACAAGCAAGCUAAGAAGACCAACUCUUGUUGUACAAUUAUGUAA
Priceomyces carsonii is the source of this 603-nucleotide messenger RNA. It is a transcript of the gene YKT6, whose product is annotated as palmitoyltransferase. Bases 1 to 603 code for a protein of 200 amino acids. NCBI's taxonomy places the organism in Eukaryota, Fungi, Ascomycota, Pichiomycetes, Serinales, Debaryomycetaceae. The transcript has a single exon. Gene Ontology annotation, cellular component: Golgi apparatus; membrane. Gene Ontology annotation, molecular function: SNAP receptor activity. Gene Ontology annotation, biological process: endoplasmic reticulum to Golgi vesicle-mediated transport. The record is from RefSeq and is a predicted model, not a curated record.